GGAAGCGCUCUCUGUGCUUAAGGCUCUGUUACGUGCGCAAAAUAGUAAAUAACGACCGUGCGUGUGUAUUGAACAAACAAAAAAGAAAUCACAUUUCCCCCCGUGGCGGCUACGUGGAGACUUGUGUCAGAUCGCGGUUUUGUUGCUGACCACCUCCUCAGCAGCUUGUCUCGUGGACUUUGACGGGGACGACGUGCAAGGACAAACCGCCACUCCGGGAAGCAGUAACUCUGCGCCGCAGCGGACCGGGGAAACAACCCGCAGAUCAACAUUUUUUUCUCUCUCUCUCUCUCCCUCUCCCUUUUUUUUCUUUUCAAUUUGAAAUCACUCACUUUGGAUGUACCUUCUCGACACACCUGGAUCUUUUCUUUUCCCUCCGCUGUGAACAGUUUCCCUGCUGAAGAUCACCGUGACUCACUGCGGGCUGAAGGCGAGCCGCUGCAUCCUAAUCAGACAGCGGAGAGGACUUCAGCUCAUUGACAUUACAGUCAUACUUUUCUGGAGCACUUUUUUUCUUUUUUCUUUUUCUCUUUUUUUUUUUUUAUUUCCACUGCGCUGCACUGUAGCCUGCUUGUGCAUCGGAGGCUUCUUCUCCCCCUCCAGCUCAGAGAGGGGAAAGGAGGGAUGCGGAGGCAACCCACCGAAAAUGUUAGGGGAUGAAACUCUACCUGAGCCCGACUGGAGCUGACUCUUUUCAUUCCGUCCUUCUGGUUUUUUUGGAGUAUUAGCGCAAAUUCUUUUUGGUGGUAAGAGCGAACACUCACAAUGACUAUUCUGUUUGGAGACUGGAUUGCGAUUAUUGCUCAGAUGAGUCUGGGUGCUCAGCUGAAUAUAAAUUAGGUAUUCAGCACCACAGAUUGCUCGCAGAGGAGGAGAGCGACAGAGCAAAGACAAUCUAUAAAGACAAAUGUCAAGGCCUCACACGAUGAACAGAACUCUUCAUUUGAUCCCGAAUAACAGAAAUACCAAAUUUGGACAAAAUAUCAACAGGUCGAAGGAGGCGUAAGCACGACACACACUGCAGCAGCUUUUACUGAGUGGAGAUGUAUCUUUCUAUUUUCUUUUUUCUCCUUUUGUGGGCUCAAGCCCUGACAUUGAAAAACUUGAAUUACUCUGUCCCGGAGGAACAGGGACCAGGGACAGUGAUUGGGAACAUUGCCAAAGAUGCCAGACUUGGACUCGAACAGAGUGGGCAGGGAGGACAGGGUAAGAAAGCCAACUUCAGAGUACUGGAGAACUCAGCCCCGCAUCUGAUCGACGUGGACCCCCAAAGUGGACUGCUGUACACAAAGCAGCGCAUCGACAGGGAAACCUUGUGUAAGCGAAACCCCAAGUGCCAGCUCUCCAUGGAGGUGUUUGCCAAUGACAAAGAAAUCUGUAUGGUCAAAAUAGAUAUUCAGGACAUUAACGACAACUCACCUACUUUUCCCUCAGACCAGAUUGAUAUUGACAUUUCAGAAAAUGCAGUGCCAGGAACACGUUUUCCCCUGACCAGUGCUCAUGAUGCAGAUGCAGGAGACAACGGCUUGAAGACCUAUCAAAUAACACGCGAUGACUACAAUCUCUUUUCCUUGGAGGUGAAAUCCCGCGGUGACGGGACUAAAUUCCCAGAAUUAGUUAUUGAACGUCCACUGGACCGAGAGGAGCGAAGCCGUCACACUCUUAUUUUGUCAGCCACUGAUGGGGGUGAAUAUCCUCGGUCAGGUACCAUGCAGAUUAAUGUAAAAGUUAUUGAUUCCAAUGAUAACAGCCCUGUGUUUGAUCAGCCCUCUUAUGUGGUGGAAAUUCCUGAAAACUCACCUCCUGGUAAAGUGCUGAUCGAUUUAAACGCCACAGAUCCCGAUGAGGGCAACAACGGACAGGUAGUCUAUUCUUUCAGUGGGUAUGCCCCAGAGAGAAUCCGCGAGCUCUUCUCCAUAGAUUCCAGAACAGGGGUCAUAAAGAUUCAGGGUGAAAUUGACUAUGAAGAGAGUCCAGUUAUUGAGAUUGACGUCCAGGCAAAAGAUCUAGGUCCCAAUCCAAUCCCAGGCCAUUGUAAAGUCACAGUGAAAGUGCUUGACAGGAAUGAUAACUGGCCAUCUAUAGGCUUUGUGUCUGUGAGACAGGGCGCCAUCAGUGAGGCAGCACCUCCAGGCACUGUCAUUGCUCUGGUCCGUGUCACAGACAAGGACUCAGGCAGAAAUGGGCAGCUUCAGUGCAGAGUGCUCGGUAAUGUCCCUUUUAAACUUGAGGAGAACUAUGAUAACUUCUACACCGUGGUGACAGACAGACCUUUGGACAGGGAGGUGCAGGAUGAGUACAAUGUCACCAUUGUGGCCAAAGACAACGGCAUUCCUCCUCUAAAUUCCACGAAAUCCUUCACUGUAAAGAUUUUGGAUGAGAAUGACAAUAUUCCCCGCUUCACAAAAUCAGUCUACCUUCUUCAGAUUGCUGAGAACAACAUCCCUGGAGAGUACCUGGGUUCAGUUCUGGCACAUGACCCAGACCUUGGUCAGAAUGGCACAGUGUACUACAGCAUAAUCAACUCUAAUGUGAGCGGUGGCGAUGUCAACACAUACGUGAACGUAAAUGCUGCCAACGGAGCUAUUUAUGCUGUAAGAUCUUUUAACUAUGAGCAAAUCAAGUACUUUGACUUUAAAGUUCUUGCUAAAGAUGCAGGAUCACCACACUUAGAGAGCAAUUCCACUGUGCGCAUCAGUGUUUUGGAUGUCAAUGACAACAUCCCUGUCAUUGUUUUGCCGCUUCUCCAAAACGACACGGCCGAGAUUCACGUUCCACGAAACGUUGGCGUCGGUUAUAUUGUUACCACAGUGAGAGCAGUGGAUAAUGACUACGGUGAGAGUGGAAGGCUCACAUAUGAAAUAUCGGACGGCAAUGAGGAGCACCUCUUUGAGAUUGAUCCAGUGACGGGAGAGGUGCGAACAGCCCACCCAUUCUGGGACGAUGUGAACCCCAUCGUGGAGCUCAUAAUUCGAGUGUCGGACCAUGGCAAACCAACUCUCACUGCUGCUGCCCGACUCAUCAUCAAGGCAUCCAACGGACGCCCUCCUGAUGGACUGCCGCACAUGAAGGACAAUCAAAACUGGGACAUGUCUCUGCCACUUAUUGUAACUCUAAGCAUCAUAUCCAUCAUGCUUCUGGCUGCCAUGGUGACCAUAGCCAUAAAGUGCAAGCGGGAAAACAAGGAGAUUCGUACUUAUAAUUGUCGAAUAGCAGAGUACUCGCACCCUCAGCUGGGGAAAGGCAAGAAGAAGAAGAUUAACAAGAACGACAUCAUGCUGGUGCAGAGCGAGGUGGAGGAGCGGGAUGCCAUGAAUGUGAUGAAUGUGGUAAGCAGCCCUUCCUUGGCCACCUCUCCCAUGUACUUUGACUACCAGACACGCCUGCCACUCAGCUCACCAAGAUCAGAGGUCAUGUACCUCAAGCCCACUGCCAAUAACCUCAGCGUGCCCCAAGGCCACGUGGGAUGCCACACCAGCUUCACAGGCCCAGUCACCAGCACUACAGACACACCUACUAACCGCAUGUCCAUCAUACAGACGGACAAUUUCCCCACUGAGCCUAAUUAUAUGGGUAGCAGACAACAGUUUGUUCAAAGUAGUUCGACGUUCAAAGACCCGGAGCGAGCGAGCCUCAGAGACAGCGGUCAUGGCGACAGCGACCAGGCUGACAGCGACCAGGACACCAACAAAGGCUCCUGCUGUGACAUGUCCGCAAAAGAAGCCCUCAAGUUGAAGGCAGCAGGCGUCAAACCGCCGCCGUUGGAACAAGAUGAGGACUGUGUGAAUUGUACGGAGGAAUGCAGAGUACUGGGUCAUUCUGACCGCUGCUGGAUGCCCCAGUUCCCUGCAGGAGGAAACCAGGCAGAGGGCGUCGACUACCGCAACAAUAUGUUCGUGCCGGCGGGGAUGGAGGCUGUGCCUGAGACAGAAACCUAUGAGACUGUCAACCCUAAUGGCAAGAAAACGUUCUGUACUUUCGGGAAAGAGAGGCGUGAUCACACCAUCCUGGUCGCCAACGUUAAACCCUAUUUGAAGGCAAAACGCGCCCUCAGUCCGCUGCUCCAAGAAGUACCUUCAGCCUCUAACAGUCCCACCAAGGGCUGCUCCACCAUGUCCCCCUGCUCCUCCGUCAAAAGCCCCGCCGACGGGGCCGAAGGUAAACCCCCGCCCGCCACGUGCUCCGGCCACUACGGGCCGCCCGACGGUCAGUACCUGUCACCAACCAAACAAAGCAGAGAGGGCGUCUACCCAUCCCUGCCCCCCUCAGAUCCAGUGGCCAAGGUGCUGGCGGAGGCUCGCUCCAGGAUCAGCCAGGAGGCGGCGGGUGAAAUGGAGUGUGUCCUGGAGCAGGUGGAGCAAGACGCAAGCCGUGACGGAAUGGACGCUGACCAGGUGGUGAGAGACAUCGACAAACUAUUGCAGGACUGCAGAGGAAGUGAGGCCACCGGCACACUCAGGAAGUGACACAAAGUACUGCAACAAAAAGAGGAAUGGAGAAAGAGAGAGGAGUAGGAUGCUAUUCCACAGACUCUCAUGCCAAAACAGUCACCAAAACACAAUGAAAAGGGUUAAAUGGCUCUUAUGAUAGGAGCUCUUUUCACUGUAUUUGUUGUAGAAAUGUAUCAACACUGGGCAGACAGACAUUUACUAUGUGAGUCUUUCGGCACCAGUUUUGGUGCCAAGAUGCCGACCAAGAAAAAAAGAGAACUCGAUUUCAAAGUCUGAAUUCUGCUGAAUUUAUAAACUUUUUUUUGUUUUGUUUUGUUUUGGAUUCUUAAGCAAAUUGCAGAGGUUUAUGCCUCUGGCUUCUCGCAAGCUAUUAUCUAAGUGCCCACCAGCUCAUAAGUGUGUCGUUCAUGGUCUCUUGUGAAAUCCUACAUAUCUAAGUGUGUGUAGGUGGUUCUGUUACAUGUGAUGGACAUCAACGCUGAAUGAAAAGGACUAUUAACGGUCAGACAUGACAAUCGAUGCGGAAACUUCUUUUCGGGACAAUGAAAGGCCGAAAUACACAAAAGAACCUUAUCUUUUUUUGAAUUUAAUAUAGGUGUUCAACGUGUGAUGGAUCCUGUACAUGAAAAUGAAGAGAUUGUGUAAUCAGGGGGCGUGUUCGCGGAGGUGUGUUACGGACUUGGGUCGAGAGCGGGCCGAACGCUCUGCUGAAGGAGAAUUAUUAACAGUGUAACCAUGUUUCACCUGUCAUUUGUAGCUACAUGUGUAAGCUGUGUCUGUCUCACACCUCUAUUUAAAUGUCCAUGUUGCUGACCGGUGCAGUUGCACGCACCAAAAUUUACACACGUGUAACCACAAAUGAUGCUGACACACUUUCACACGCACUGAUUGCACACACGCACACACACACACACACACACACACACACAUAGACACACACAUAAACACACAUAUAAACAAGAAUGCUUAAACACAACUCCAUCUGUGGAAUUGUCUUAUUCAUUUACAUCAUCAGCUUUCAGUCCCUUGUGUACAGUGAAUUAUCAUGUGUGUGACUCUGCCUUAAGGCAAUCACAAGUUGUAUAAAAAGGGACAUUUUUUCCUCAACUGUGAAAAGAUAUCUAUAUGAAUAUAUAGAUGACUGUAUGUAUGAAUCCAUGUAUAGUGUCCAAAUAUUAACAAAAUAUUUAUACAUUUUAUAAGAAAAAAAAAAGAAAGAAAAGAAAAGAAAUGAGGAAUCUCUUCAAAAAGUGUCCUGGAGUUACGGCCAAGAACGGGGUAUUUACUCGACGAACUGCAAAAGGACACUGCCACUGUUUGGAAGACAACAAAUAUGAAUUCCAAAAAAUAUGAAUAAACAAGAAAAUGUCCCUUCACAUUAUCACUAUACAUAAUAUCAUUAUAUGUGUAAAUGUAUCCAAUUUAGAUGUGUUUACAUCAAAAAAUUGACAUAUUUUUUAUUGAUUUUACUGCAAUUUCUGUGCAUUUGAGCCAAAUUGUUAUGUGUACAAAAGCUAUAUUGUGUAUUUUAUUAAAUUAAUAUAUAGUUGUGUUGCAAUAUACAUGGGCUUAUAUUGUAUUUGGCAAAAGUUGCCUUAGUAGCUGUCGAACUCUGUGAGUUUGCUUUAGUUUGGGUUUUUUUGUUGGUGCUUCUUUUUUUUCAUCUCUAUUCUGCAUCUUUGCAGGCUGGCUUCAGUGCUUUUGAGAUGUCGCCUCUUUUUACCCUGAGAUCCAGCUGGAUCACAUACAAUAACUGUCGAAAGCUUAAUGAGCCAGCUGAUCGAGAAUACAAAAGUAAACCAACAACAAAAAGCAACAACCAGAAUACAGUUUGGAUAUUUUUACUGAGCAGUUUUUUACAGGGCAGCUAUUUUCUUUAACAAUAACUAGUAUGCGUAUUUUGUCUUCAUUAUGUUUUUAAGUUUCUUUCCAAAAAAAAAAAAAAUAAUAAGAGAGACCUGCCAUAUGGGAAAGUGGAGUGGUUUCCUUGGUGAUCAUAAAACUGCCUUACUGUCUCUGCAGAGAGCUUGUUGUAUCUGUGGAGCUUGUGACUGCUUAUAAAAGCCCUGGUCCACCAGAAUGUGCAUUUUCUAUAAAGGGCCGAGAAAGGUUCUUUUUUCAGCAGUCUUUGUCCUUUAUGUAUGUACUCCUUCUUCAAUACAUGUUAGACUUCUCAUCCUUUGCAGAGAAACUUGACAUCUGAAAAUCUAUCUGAAGUUGCUUUGAAUUUGAUGUCUUUAGCUGUUUAGGUACGUGGUUUAUACAACCAGGUUUCUUCACAUUCAGGCUUUCUUAAAGAAAAAAAAAUAAAAAGAAUACAGACAUUUAUUUUUGAAAAUUUUGGCACAUUUCGGCCACUCUGGAAUAUUAGUGGGAGGUGCUUUUUCUAAUAUCCUCUGACAGUAAAAUACGCAGAGCAGUAGGCUACUAGACUAGAAGUGUUUUAGAAAAUGUGACCACAAUCACCAAAUGUAUGUAUGAUGCAGCCAUGGGAGGGAACAGUGACUUGCAUCCAGCUCGGCCCCUGGCGUGACGACUCCGGAGCUCGAUCUGAGCUGAAGUGGACUCUCAACAGCAGAUAAAACACAUCCUGUCUUGUGCACAUUUCACAUGUGUUUGAGUGUUUUUGAUCCUCUUUUUUUUUUUUUUUAUUUUUAUUCUUAAUUCUUCUCCAUUUGGACAUUACCCAGACAUUCUGGAUUUUUUGCCCAUUUUUUAUUUUUUAAUUCUAAUAUAUCUAUUGCUUACUUUUCUCCUCUGAGGAGCAAACUGUUGCCUUUUCUCCUCUCUGUCUCUCUUUCUCUCUCUCCUCUGUUUGGUAUUUGGUUUCAGCUUACCCUUGUUCUUUUCCUGGGAGAUGGCUGCGGCUGUUUAUAGAGAGGGCUUGAAAGAUUUGGCAGAAGAGCAAAAUAAUAUUUAUUGUUUUUUAAAAUGAGAGCCCUUUUUAUCGAUCAAGUAUCUGGAUAAAUCAGACAAACUUAACAUUCACAUUACACAAACAGUGCAAACAGUUAAAAUGGGUUGUUCAAGUACGCACGGGAACUGUGAUGCAGAGAAAAUCGCUACAAACACACACACACACACAAACACACACCAGGCACUUCAGCAACACACUGCCUUUCAUUUGAAUGCAAAGUCCCUUAAAGUUACGGUGAAGGCGGAAAGAGUAGGCAAAACACUGUCCAGACAAUUGUGACACUUCCACACUUGUCUUCAUGGUUUAUUUUCUUUUUAUCUCUUUGUGCUCAGACUUCAUGCUGGAAUGAGCAUUCUCUACACUGUGUGCACGUGUGCAUAUCUGCACGCACGUGCCUGACUCACUUUCAUGCUCUCAUUGUUUGACGAAACAACUCCUUUUUCCAACUUCCUCUUUAAUUUAUGGUACCUCCGUCCCUCAGAUUUAAUUCCAACCUACACUGAGCUUCUUCGGCGGGUGUGUGAUCACUUCUUUCAUUAUGACAUUUAUUAAAACAGUGGGCAGAGGUUAUCCCAGGAUUUCUUGUUUUUUUUUUUCUUCCUUCUUCUUCUUCUUCUUUCUAACUUGCCUUGCUGCUGUGAGUAGUCCAUGCCGAGGCAUGUUUAAAGUGCUGUCCCCUCAAAUGGUGUCCCCUGGACCUGGCCACUCUCUCUACAGUCACAUAUUGAGCAUAAGGAAUCGAGCUGGGUCUAGUGGACGGAGCGUAUCUUUAAAGCCAUUGCCCCUCUCUCAGGCUUUUUGCUGUAUUAUAGAGCAGAGGCUCUGCUGCUGCUGAGGUUAGCGCUUAGUUGGACUGGAGCAUAAUGUGGGGCUUCUCAUUGUCACUGUUGGCAUCAUACACUGUCGGAAGUGCAUUCCUCAAACAUGCGAGUGGGCUAUUUCUGCCCGCCCGAGACUGUUGGUUUUUACCAAGUGAUUAGGACAGAGCCUUGCUGAACGUGGCUCGCUGCCUCUGGUCUCUCACUCACACUGACGCAGGUGCACACAAGACUGAGACAGCCACUGCUUCACACACACACACACACACACGCAUAGAGACAACAUGCCUCUUUGGUUAGUUAAAGCAAGCACCCGAUGUUUGUCAGUGUUGUCCCCUCACCCCCCAGGCCCACACUGAUAGCAUAGGGCUCCACGCUCCAACGGGCAGCUGGUGAAAAAAAACACCAGAGACAUUCAUUUGUAUGGAUUAUUUCAACUGCUAUUGUCUAAAGGCUGUGUUCAUUGUGAUCUAUCUGGAAA
This is a messenger RNA of Salarias fasciatus (jewelled blenny), 8667 nucleotides long. It is a transcript of the gene pcdh17, whose product is annotated as protocadherin 17. Gene Ontology annotation, biological process: homophilic cell-cell adhesion. Gene Ontology annotation, molecular function: calcium ion binding. The record is from RefSeq and is a predicted model, not a curated record. Bases 1044 to 4466 code for a protein of 1140 amino acids. NCBI's taxonomy places the organism in Eukaryota, Metazoa, Chordata, Actinopteri, Blenniiformes, Blenniidae. The transcript has 5 exons. Gene Ontology annotation, cellular component: plasma membrane.